UAAUUGGUUUUCCUGCUAAGAAGCCUCUAAAUAUAAGAAGCUUUAGUUUAGAGUUAUAUAGGCAUGUUUGAGGAGGAUAUAAUUGAAGUGUUAAAGUGAUAGUAAGUGAAGAAGAUUAGUAAAUAGUUAGUAGAUGUAAUGUAAUAAUAUAAAGAAUAAUGUGAUGUUAGUUAGAAGUUAGAAGUUAGAAGUAGAAGGAAGGAGGUUAAUUAGCGGGGAGGCAAAGGAAAAGACAAAGGUAAGAAAAAGAAAGAGUGGAUGAGUCAUGAGUUGACUAGUGACUUUAGAUAUAACAUAUAAGAUUAAGCAGGGAAGUGGUUAGGGUUGUUUUCGUUUUCUGGGUUAUGUUAUGAGUCUUGAUUAGAGGACAGAGGAAGAGAGAGCAAUGGUGGCUCAGAAGCAGACGGUGGUGGUUGUGGCACUGGCACUGGCACUGGCACUGAUGAUGGUGAUGGUCGCAGAAGCAGAUCUGGCGUCGGAGAGAGCAGCAUUGCUGGCGCUACGCUCGGCAGUGGGAGGGCGGACCCUCUUCUGGAACGCCACGCGGGAGAGCCCCUGCACGUGGGCGGGGGUCCAAUGCGAGCACGACCACGUGGUGGAGCUGCAUCUCCCCGGCGUGGCUCUCUCGGGGGAAAUCCCCAACGGAAUAUUCGGGAAUCUGAGCCACCUCCGCACCCUGAGCCUCCGGUUCAACGCUCUGAGAGGGUCCCUCCCUUCAGAUCUGGGCUCCUGCGUGGACCUCCGGAACCUCUACAUACAGCGCAACCUCCUCAGCGGCCAAAUCCCAUCCUUUCUCUUUCACUUACCUCACCUCGUCCGACUCAACAUGGGCUUCAACAACUUCUCCGGCCCAUUUCCGACCGCCUUCAACAACCUCACCCGCUUGAAAACCCUCUUUCUCGAAAGCAACCGCCUCUCAGGCCCAAUCCCCGAGUUAGCCAAACUCUCCCUCGACCAGUUCAAUGUCUCCAACAACAUCCUCAACGGCUCUGUCCCUCUUAAGCUUCACACAUUCCCCCAGGACUCUUUCCUCGGUAACUCUCUCUGUGGGAAGCCCCUCUCUCUCUGCCCCGCCGAUGUUGCCGAUCCUAUCUCCGUCGACAACAACGCCGGGAACAAUAACAAUAACAACAACCACACAAAGUUGUCCGCUGGCGCCAUUGCGGGGAUAGUUAUCGGAUCGGUCGUCUUUCUUCUGUUGCUGCUCUUCCUCUUCAUUUUCCUUUGCAAGGGCAAGACCGGCAAGAAGACCAGCGCGGUCGACAUUGCUGCGGUCAAAAUUCCCGACCCCGAGGGGGAGGUUGUUGCUGAUAAGGGCGUUUCGGAUGUCGAGAGCGGUGGUCGCGCCAACGGCCAUGGGAAUGGCAACUCUGCGGUGGCUGUGGCGGCGGUGGCGGCGGCGGAAGGGAACGGCGGUGCUGGGGCCAAGAAGCUGGUAUUUUUCGGGAAUGCGGCUCGGGCGUUUGAUUUGGAGGAUUUGCUGAGGGCUUCGGCGGAGGUGUUGGGGAAGGGGACGUUCGGGACGGCGUACAAGGCGGUUCUGGAGGCGGGGCCGGUGGUGGCUGUGAAGAGGUUGAAGGAUGUGACGAUUUCGGAGAAGGAGUUUAAGGAGAAGAUUGAGACUGUGGGAGCGAUGGAUCACCAGAGUUUGGUUCCUCUGAGGGCUUACUAUUUCAGCAGGGAUGAGAAGCUUCUUGUCUAUGAUUACAUGCCCAUGGGAAGCUUGUCUGCACUCUUGCAUGGAAAUAAAGGGGCGGGUAGGACACCACUGAAUUGGGAAGUGAGAUCAGGCAUUGCGCUUGGUGCUGCCCGUGGCAUUGAGUACCUACAUUCACGAGGGCCUAAUGUUUCUCAUGGAAAUAUUAAGUCAUCCAACAUCCUCUUAACCAAAUCAUAUGAUGCCAGAGUAUCUGACUUUGGCCUUGCACACCUUGUUGGCCCCUCCUCUACCCCCAACCGUGUUGCCGGCUACCGUGCGCCCGAGGUGACGGAUCCUCGCAAGGUAUCUCAGAAGGCAGAUGUGUACAGCUUUGGCGUAUUGCUCUUGGAACUUCUGACUGGGAAGGCACCUACCCAUGCUCUCCUCAACGAGGAGGGAGUAGACCUUCCAAGAUGGGUUCAAUCAGUGGUUAGAGAAGAGUGGACUUCUGAGGUCUUUGAUCUUGAGCUCCUUAGGUAUCAGAAUGUGGAAGAGGAGAUGGUUCAGUUGUUGCAACUUGCAGUUGAUUGUGCAGCACAAUACCCUGACAAGCGCCCAUCAAUGUCUGAAGUGGUAAGGAGCAUAGAAGAGUUGCGAAGGUCUAGCUUGAAAGAGGACCAGGACCAAAUCCAACAUGAUCCCACCAAUGAUAUACUACUAUAGAAGAUGUAUCUUCUUCUCCCUGAGUUUCCUCUGGACUCUGCUUUGUCAGAGUCCGACACCAUAUUUUACUUGCUAAAUCCUGUGCGUAUGUUGGUUGUAUUCUGUAGCUUGGGCCCCAAAUUUCUUUGGCACCAAACUUUUGAAUUUCUUCCUUCUUUUUCUCCUCAAAUCUCCAUUGUGCCAUCUCCCCCUUUUUCUUCCCAAUUAAUACAUUGGGGGAGUGGAUAUCUGUUCCAUUAGUUAUUGUUGUUGGAUUCUGGUUGAUUGUAAUUAUUAUUUUUGCUUUAACAUCCCUUUUUCUUAUU
This is a messenger RNA of Cajanus cajan (pigeon pea), 2667 nucleotides long. RefSeq names its product putative inactive receptor kinase At1g48480. Gene Ontology annotation, molecular function: protein kinase activity; protein binding; ATP binding. Lineage: Eukaryota; Viridiplantae; Streptophyta; Magnoliopsida; Fabales; Fabaceae. Gene Ontology annotation, biological process: protein phosphorylation. The record is from RefSeq and is a predicted model, not a curated record.